AUGGACGAAUUCGGAGUUUACGCGGUUUUCGGAGUGAACGGUCCGCCUCAAAGGCUGCUGGGUGCCAGUGGGGCGUGCAGGGUGUGCGCUGCGGUUCCGCCAAGUGUCCAUCAGGUGGUGCUGUUCAGCAUCGGGCCCUGGGGGGAGAGGGUGGGCGUGAACGUGGAGCUGAACGACGCUGAUCGUUUCCCCAUCACCAUGGGGAAACUGACCCCUUACAACAGGUGUCUGUCAUGGGAGCAGAGGGAAGAGGAGACAUGGACAGACAGCGUCACCCUGAACAUCUCUCUGGAGGGAGGAAACUUGACAAAAGCAGAUUUGUCAGAACCAGAACUCAUACUGGCUGUGAAGGAAUACACACCAAAGGAAACCACAGCUCCCCUCGCAGCCCGAGAGCUCAACGGCAAACGGAAAAGAGGAUCCAUGGCAGAGGAAGACAGCGAUAAGAGUGAGGUGGUGGAGAGGGAACAGGAGGAGGAGAACGUGUGUCCAAACGGUGCCAAGGAGAAGACAACACCGGUACGAAAAGCCAGAGGGCAGAGCAAAGGGGGGCAGAAGCUGUUCGGCAGUGAAGGAGAAGUAGCAAAGACAAAGGUGGCAGCUAAUGGAGCGGGAGAGGCGCAGGGGAUUGUGGGUAGGACGCCUCCUCAGAGCGUAGCCAGGACGAAGAGGGGGCAGGCCAAGACACCCACACAGACUGCCGUGCUAGUGAGCCCGUCAGGCAGAUGGGGACAGACUCUGUGUCCCAUCGACACUCAGACAGCAAUCCUGAUUGGAGGACAGGGAGCCAGGAUGCAGUUCUGCAAAGAUCCCAUGUGGAAGCUCUGCACAGAGGACUUGUCCUGGGUGGCAGCAGAGACUCUGGCCGAGGGUCCGACCCCUGAGGCCCGGAGUGGUCACACAGCCGUCUACGACCCCGACUCAAAGCGGAUCUUUGUGUUUGGAGGCUCUAAAAACAAGAAAUGGUUUAACGAUGUUCACAUCCUGGACACCCAGAGCUGGAAGUGGACUAUGGUCGAGGCUCAGGGUAAGGUUCCCCCUCUGGCCUACCACAGCUGCAGUAUGUUUCGGGGUGAACUCUUUGUGCUGGGCGGGGUGUUCCCUUGUCCAAACCCGCAGCCCGACGGCUGCAGUGACUCACUGUACAUCUUUGAUCCCCACCUCUCCAUCUGGUACCAGCCCAUCGUGACAGGCGACAAACCCUCCCCUCGCUCCGGACACUCUGCGUGUGUGAUGCAGGAGAGGAAGAUCUAUGUGUUUGGCGGAUGGGACACUCCUGUGUGCUACAAUGACAUGUAUAUGUUGGACCUUGGUUUGAUGGAGUUUUCUAAGGUGAAAACAACUGGGAAAGCCCCCUCUCCUCGCAGCUGGCAUGGCAGUGCUGUGCUUUCAGACACAAAGUUUCUGAUCCACGGUGGAUACAACGGAAACAACGCUCUCAGUGACACCUUCAUCUUCGAUAUAGACACCAACAGCUGGACAGAGGUGACGCUCCCUCAGAUGUCCGUCCCCAGGGCGGGUCACUCCCUCAUCACCAUGGAUACAGCCAGCCGCUUCUCAGAGGAGGACAAAGACAUGGACGUGGGCAUCGUCGGCAGAACUCUGCUGGCGUUUGGAGGCGGAGACAACGAGGGCCACUUCUUCUCCGACCUGUCGACCGUUGCCGUGGAGGAACUGCUUGGUGCUGUUUAAAGAGAGUGGGUCAGAGGUGAAUCCUGGCUCCCUG
Messenger RNA from Limanda limanda (common dab), 1726 nucleotides. RefSeq names its product kelch repeat-containing protein (gene krcp). The coding region runs from base 1 to 1692 and encodes 563 amino acids. Lineage: Eukaryota; Metazoa; Chordata; Actinopteri; Pleuronectiformes; Pleuronectidae. The transcript has 13 exons. The record is from RefSeq and is a predicted model, not a curated record. Gene Ontology annotation, molecular function: protein binding.